Molecule: messenger RNA, 2576 nt
Organism: Ilyonectria robusta
Lineage: Eukaryota; Fungi; Ascomycota; Sordariomycetes; Hypocreales; Nectriaceae
Product: fungal-specific transcription factor domain-containing protein
Exons: 6
Coding region: 431-2341 (636 amino acids)
Biological process (GO): positive regulation of transcription by RNA polymerase II
Cellular component (GO): nucleus
Molecular function (GO): transcription cis-regulatory region binding; zinc ion binding; DNA-binding transcription factor activity, RNA polymerase II-specific
Source: RefSeq, a predicted model, not a curated record
CUUCUUCUUUCCCAUUCCCUCGAGCCUCGGCUGCCGUCAUAUCUGUCUCCGUCUGUCCCCCUGGAAAGCGUUCGUCCUUGUUGCCCUCAACAUCCUCCAAAACAUCGAGAUCCUCGAACCCAGCCGACAUCGCCAUCUCCCCUCGACUUCCCUGCGGUUACUCCCGGCCACUACACGGAUCCGUACACCGUACCGCACCCGCCCGCCCUGCCAUCAUCCGACUUGCAGCCGUAUUUUUCCCACAACCCAAUUUGCGCCCAGAGCAUGCGCGACUGAGCAAGCUACACCCUAAUAAGAUCCCGAGUCUGGGCUUUUCUUCUGCGAGAAGGCCAUGAAUGAUAGCCUGAUCGGGCAGAUGGAAGACGAAUAAUUGACUGUUUUUGAUCGCCUCGCCUUUUGGACUGUACAUCCCCACACCAAAGACUUCAUCAUGUUGUUAUAUACCAGACUCGCGCCACCCAAGGUUCCCAAGAAGCGCUCCCGCGCAGGAUGUAGUUAUUGCAAAGAAAAAAAGAAGAAAUGCGACGAGAUCCGGCCUCAAUGCGCCCGUUGUCUGGAGCGCGGCCAGGACUGCAACUACGAGCCCGUCCGGCCUCGCCAGCGUCGCCGGCGUGAAUCCAUCGCCUGCUUCACUAAUGAUGGCCACUCAUCCUCCUCGGGUUCAGAGCGGGCUCUCCAGUCGCCCGAUGCCACCGGUCCUGUGCAUCAGUGGAAGCAAGAAACGCCCGGCAGUGAGGCGCUCCUAGAUAUGACGGCCCUCGCGACUGAGGCAGAUCCAAUCACCUCCAAAGCAGCCAUUCCGAGUCCCCUGGAUAGCCUCUUCGCCUGGAGCCCGAGGGACCUCCCGAUCGUGUCUCCCAUCGACUCGAUUGAUUUCCAUUUUCCAGGCCUCGAAGACUCUAUUGUUACGGCUCAUGACGAAGAGGAUGACGAAGAGGGCGACGUCGAGGAAGUCGUCCGACAUACCCCGACAACAAUGGUCGCCCACACCACGCGAAGCCCAUCACUGGCUCUCAUUGCCCCCGUCUCCGUAUCGUCUCCCCUCUUCGAGUUCUGCUCUCCCAACUUCUCCGAAUUCUCCGACCGCACGAACCGCCGGGCCCUGUUGGACCACUUCUGCAAUGUGCUCUCCCACUUGAUCGUCUUCCGAGAGGAGCGUGGCAACCCGUUCCAGCAGCUGGUUCUGCCUCUCUGCCAAAAUAGCCAGUCGGUCACGAACGCCGUAUAUGCACUGGCAAGUGCGCACCUCGAGUUCCGCGGUGUUGAGAAUGGCGAGAAGAGCGUCUACUUCCAUAACAAAGCCAUCCAGGGACUGGCGCAAUUGAUUAAGCAGGGAGCGGGGGUGAACCAGAACGAACUCUUGGCAGCCAUUAUGCUACUCGUCUACUACGAAGUCCUCGUUCAGCAAGGCCGGUCAAAUAUUGUCGACGGCCAUCUCAAAGGCGCCCUGACCAUUAUGAGCAACAAUGAAACCGCGAGCGACCCAACCGGCAUUUUCCUCGAACGAGCAUUCCGCUUCUACGAUGUGAUUGCGGCCCUCUCUUUUGGGACAGCCCCCCUCUCCAGUGCUCCGGGAGCUAGCUACAUGACGCCCUUCCCUCCGCUCGACUCGGGAGGUGCAUCGUCGCCUUUUGGCAGCGUCGAUACCCUCCUUGGCAUGGCCACGUCACUCUGGCCUAUUAUCCAUCGCCUCUCUAAUCUCCUCGCUCUCAAGGAUCAACUCGAUUCUGCCGUCACCCAUGGGGAGCUCUCCAAGGUGGCCGUUCUUCGAACUGAGUUUGAAGUUACGGCCUCGUCUAUCGAGUCAGCUCUAAAGGAUUGGACUCCUGGCCUGCCUUCGGACUCGGUGCUUACUCGGAAUCCGGAGGAGCUUACCACCGAGCAGUCCGCAGAGAGGGGCCGCCUACAGAGCAUCCUUAAUAACGCGUUGGCAUAUCGUCACUCGGCCUUUGUCUACCUGUAUCGCACCAUCUACAGCUACCCCCGCACUCACCCGCUCGUGCAGCGCCACACCCAUGUCAGCCUAACGCAUUGCGUCGGAACCGUGAACAACGCAGGCCCCAUGGGAGCUCUCUUGUGGCCCUUGUUUGUCGCCGCCUGUGAAGCCACGAGCCUGGGCGAUCGAGACCUUGCACGUCAGGCUUUUGUUGCGAUUGACCGUCGACAAGGCAUGACAAAUAUCCAAAGAGCAUGGUGCAUCGUGCAGGAGGUCUGGAACCGUGCAGACAAAGCAGACCUGGUGCAGCAACAAGAGGAGGCCAUGUUGAUGGGUGUGAGGAGUGGGGGAGACCUCUGGAGGAGAGUAAGCGCUGACAUGGGAGUGACAAUCGUUUUUGGAUGAGGAACUGGGCUUUGAGACUACGGCGGACCACGAUACCACACAACUUGGGGGGGUUAGGAGUUAUUUACUGAAACGAGCAACAGGGUUGGACACCGGCGUCCAACGUGUUGAAGGGGAUGGGCGGUCUGCAAUGUGUUUUAUAUUGUGGGGAUCGUACUUGUCUCAUCUGAUAAGUGUCGACGGCGUAUCCUGGAUUUAGUAGCCUCGUAUCAAUUGAUUUACUAUGUUUAGACAA